Messenger RNA from Chlamydomonas reinhardtii, 1772 nucleotides. RefSeq lists its product as uncharacterized. The record is from RefSeq and is a predicted model, not a curated record. Bases 363 to 1190 code for a protein of 275 amino acids. NCBI's taxonomy places the organism in Eukaryota, Viridiplantae, Chlorophyta, Chlorophyceae, Chlamydomonadales, Chlamydomonadaceae. The transcript is spliced from 5 exons.
CAUCACGCACACCAUUUUUGGGUUCGUAGAGUGCAUUCGCAAAGCGGGCGCUACUGGGCCCAUCCCGCCCUACCUCACUUCCAUAAAAGCCGGCAUCGAGCCCAUAGUUACUAUCUCAAGCUCCGCCACAGGAGCUCUAGUGAUACUCCAGCGACAACUUUAGGGAGGGUCUUCAUCGCCACCACAAUAACGGCUUUGACAGUUGCGACUUCUUUGCCGCCUUUCUCUACUUUCAUCCUCCACAUAUAUUAUCCCCAUUGAAAUAGUCCGACCUACACGGACUAGCUUCGUUUUCUCUCGCCAAGGCACGCCUGCAGUUUUCGUAACCGUCAUACAGCGCCCAACUCGCUCCUAGAUUCGAAAUGGCACGCUCAGCAGUUUUCGCCGCCCUGGCUGUGGUCCUCAUGGCCGUGGCAUCAGAGGCGUCCUACUUAACAGGGACCAAGUUCCCGUUUGAGAACUGCGUCCAAAACACCCAGUUCUCUCCUUACUAUGCCACCCUGGUCUCCUACUCUGAGAACGCGGUUAAGCAGACCAGCCAGAUCUGUCUUCAGCUGCACGUGGCGCCAACUUGCACCAUUGGGCGCCGCGAUGGCAAGCCCACGCGCUGCUGCAACACCGCCAUCAACAAGCUGAAGCUGUUCCCGGCCUUUGACUGCCGCGGCUCGAUCGCCAGCGCCACCAUUGCCAACAAGACCGUCACCAGCAUCUACUGGGAGGAGCAUGAGGGCUUUGACAUUGUCAAGGUGACCCCGCUGAUGGAGUGGCUGUCCAGCCCCGCCGCCGUGGACAACCAGGUCAUCUGCCUCAACCUGCGCAACCCCUGCUGGACCAUGGCCAUGCUCUCGUUUGACAAGGAGGUGCUGGAGUACGCCCUGUACGACAAGAAGGUCGACAACUACGAGUGCUGCCCUGUGGGCCUGAUGGAUGUGACCUAUGAGCCAUUCAAGGGCACCCUGACCUCGGGCCCCAGCGGCAGCGUGCAAAUUGAGCCCGCCAUGUCUGGCAGCCCCAAGCCCUCCCCCGUGCCCAAGCCCUCUCCCUCUCCCUCCCCCGUGCCCAAGCCCUCUCCCUCUCCCUCUCCCUCCCCCGCGCCCAAGCCCUCUCCCUCGCCCAACAAGAAGGGCAAGUCGCCCAAGCCCGCACCCUCGCCCAAGGUCAAGAAGUCACCUAAGCCCAGCCGGGGUUGAUGAGUUGAGCUUAAAUGAAAAGAGCUCAAUACGUAAGGCUCAGUGUGUAUAGGCCUUGUCUGCAGUGAGCUACAGUAUGGCAUGUGGGUGGGAAUGAGCGUGUAGGCGCCUGCGUCUGCGCGCUUGCGCAUGCAUACGCCGAUGGGCCUAGGGGCGUGCCAUGCCCCUUGCAGGCUGCAUUCGGUGUUAGUGGCGGGUAUAAGGGGGCGGAUCAAUGUGCAAGUACAAACCUUAGGGCACUAGCUGCCAGCGACACAUUGAUACACUCCUCAUAGAACUUCAAAUUGAUUCAACUAGCGCAUUCACUAGUUAUUGCCGGAGUCGGCCUACGCUAGCUCUAGUAGGCUUGCGACUGUGGUACGUGGCAGGACACGGUAGGACACGCACGGAAGUCAAGGCCGCAUGCCUGAAGGCGGCAUACCUAGCUAGCAUUUUGUGGAGCUCAGCCAUGGAAGAGCGGAGCGGCCAGGGGAAUAGAUGCGGGAAAUCGACCACGGAGUGGAUCGCCAAGGCGGCCUCAUAAGUUGCGAGCCCGGCAUUGGAAAGCUGAAUGAGCCACAGCAGUGUAAAGCAUCGUUGCUC